AUGCCUCACAAAAUCAGAGACUUGCGUCUUCUUCAUGCCGAUUUGUGUCAGAUCAUCAUGUACGUGGACAGUAUUUUCGCACCGCUGGCGAUAUUCUUCCACGGUGGAACUGUGGCAGGCUUCUGUGGCGAAACCAUCAGAUUGAUAGAGCGAUAUUCCAAAGGAGUGGAUUCCUCCGAGUCGUUGUCGUUAACGAGUGUGGUGCUCAGCUUGGCGUUCUUGGUGAUUGUUAUCCCUCUCGUGACCAUAUCAACAGCGGAGAUUUGUGAUUGCCCGAGGAAAUCGAUCCAAGCUGUCAAUAAACUUCUCCAGGAACAAGGAACACUCGACGUGGCGGCUGGCACCCACCAGAUCCGCCUCUUCCUGUCUCAAAUGUACGUGAAGGAUGUCCAAAUGACAGCUUGGCGUUUCUACAAAUUGGACCGAGCCGCCCUCAUGACGACCUACGGCGCUUCGGUCAGCUACGUGAGUCUGGUUCUUCAAUCGACCGGAAAAGUUUGAAUUCCCCGCCGCGGUCAUCAGUGGAGUGCCUAUCUCCUCUGAAGAUUAGAUCAUCCCUAUU
Molecule: messenger RNA, 562 nt
Organism: Galendromus occidentalis (western predatory mite)
Lineage: Eukaryota; Metazoa; Arthropoda; Arachnida; Mesostigmata; Phytoseiidae
Exons: 3
Coding region: 1-501 (166 amino acids)
Biological process (GO): sensory perception of taste
Cellular component (GO): membrane
Source: RefSeq, a predicted model, not a curated record